Molecule: messenger RNA, 546 nt
Organism: Eremothecium cymbalariae DBVPG#7215
Lineage: Eukaryota; Fungi; Ascomycota; Saccharomycetes; Saccharomycetales; Saccharomycetaceae
Gene: NIP7
Product: ribosome biosynthesis protein NIP7
Exons: 1
Coding region: 1-546 (181 amino acids)
Biological process (GO): ribosome assembly; ribosomal large subunit biogenesis
Cellular component (GO): nucleolus; nucleus; preribosome, large subunit precursor
Molecular function (GO): RNA binding
Source: RefSeq, a predicted model, not a curated record
AUGAGGCAGCUAACAGAACCGGAGACUAGUGUUGUAUUUGAAAAGCUAGCAGGAUAUAUUGGCAGGAAUAUUUCAUUUUUAGUUGAUAAUAAAGAACAACCUCAUGUUUUUAGAUUACAAAAAGACAGAGUAUACUAUGUUCCUGAGCAUAUUUCUAAGUUAGCGACUAGUGUGGCUAGAUGUAAUUUGAUGUCGUUAGGCAUCUGUUUGGGGAAAUUUACAAAGACAGGUAAGUUUAGGCUACAUGUUACCGCAUUGCCGGUUUUAGCACAGCAUGCGAAAUAUAAGAUUUGGAUUAAACAAAACGGAGAAAUGCCGUUUCUGUAUGGGAACCAUGUUUUGAAGGCUCAUGUUGGUAAGAUGUCGGACGACAUACCUGAGCAUUCAGGUGUGAUAGUAUUCUCGAUGCAUGAUGUGCCUCUGGGAUUUGGUGUGAGUGCAAAGAGUACUUCUGAGGCUCGAGAUCUUCAGCCAAAUGGAAUUGCUGCAUUCAGACAAGCGGAUAUUGGUGAAUAUCUGAGAGAUGAAGACACAUUGUUUACCUAG